CUCACGGACGCAUACUUCCGGCUUAGCGACGAAUCCACCGCUAUAGAGCAGGAAAGAUUUCGUGAUGAGUCACUGCUUUGAACGUGGCGAGUGCCAGGCAUGGUCUGACGGAAAUACCGAGCUGGGGAAGUUAUAAGCCGCCGAUGUUCCAUGUAUUUUACCCAAGUUCAAGUAUCUGACUGUUGUUGCAAUCCUCUCUCCCUCCAAUUGCCCAUAUAGUCAAGCUUUUUGUCAUGGCCUCAACCGUCUAUCUCAUCUCAGGCGCGAACAGGGGUCUUGGUCUUGCUCUAGUGACGGAACUUAUCUCUCGCCCCGAGACGGUCGUUUUCGCUGGGGCUCGCUCCAUGUCCUCUGCGAGCGACUUGCAAGCCCUCGCAACCAAAUACCCGGAGAAAGUACACCUUGUCGAGCUCACCUCAGCUGAUGAAGAGAAUAACGCCGCUGCCAUCGCUAAGGUGAAGGAGGUCGCGGGUAAGCUGGAUGUGGUGAUUUCGAAUGCGGGAAUCAGCGGGGCGCUCUGUGCUACUGCUGAAGUACCGCUGGAGGGCAUGCGGGAGCACUUCGAGAUAAAUGUGCUAGGGCCGCUUGCGCUAUUCAAAGCAUGCUAUCCUCUUCUGCGUACCAGCACCGAAGACCCCAAAUUCGCCGUCAUAUCUUCCAUCGUUGGGAGCACUGAGCUUGGUACGGUGAGGCCAUGGCCAUCUGCAGCUUACGGCACCAGCAAAGCUGCUGUGAAUUGGUUGACUAGGAAGCUGGAAUACGAGUAUCCCGGGCUGGUAACAAUCCCUAUUCAUCCUGGCGCGGUCGACACGGACAUGUCAGCCCACUCUGCCUCGGUCGUCGCGCAGUACGCCAAAAUUCCGCUUAUCAGCCCUCAGGAGAGCGCACAAUGCGUACUUAGAGUUGUUGAUAGUGCGAUGCGUACUGAGCAGGGGCCGAGGUUCAUGUCGUACAAUGGCACGGUGCUGCCCUGGUGA
This is a messenger RNA of Dacryopinax primogenitus, 977 nucleotides long. RefSeq names its product NADP-binding protein. Bases 234 to 977 code for a protein of 247 amino acids. NCBI's taxonomy places the organism in Eukaryota, Fungi, Basidiomycota, Dacrymycetes, Dacrymycetales, Dacrymycetaceae. The record is from RefSeq and is a predicted model, not a curated record. The transcript has 4 exons.